UGCGUGCGGCCCAGCGCUUUAACGCGGUUUAACGCGGUUUAACGGCAGCAGCCGUCGCCAUGGAGACGCCGCCGCCACCCGGCGAGCCCCGCGCGCGCGCCCGGUGACCUCGAGGCGCCGCCCCGUGCCCGGCGCGUGACGUUUCGCAGCGCGGCGGCGGCGGCACCGGAUCGGACCCGAUCGGAUCGGAUCGAGGGGAGAGACCCGAGUCAAGCGAGCGGAGGCCGCGGUUCGCUGUCCUCCGCCGCCAUGUCGUCCGCCUUCAGGAAAGCUGCGAAGUCGGGGCAGCGCCCGCACCGCGAGCGGGCCCAGCCUGCGGCGCGGCAGAAGCUGGGCUUGCUGGAGAAGAAGAAGGACUACAAGCUCCGCGCCAAUGACUAUCACAAGAAACAAAAUGCCCUCAGAGCACUUCAAAAGAAAGCUCUGGACAAGAAUCCUGAUGAAUUCUACUUUAAAAUGAUCCAUUCAGAGCUUCAGGAUGGAGUACAUGUAAUAAAGCAGCCAAAGGAUGAAGUCACCCCUGAACAAAUGAAAUUAAUGAGGACACAGGAUAUUAAAUAUGUGGAAAUGAAACGAGUGGCAGAAUCCAAGAAAAUCGAGAGGCUGAAGUCGGAGCUCCAUCUGCUGGGUGCUGCGGGGAAGGGUCGCAACAAGCACCUCUUCUUCUUCGACACCAAAAAAGAAGUUCAGGAGUUUGAUAUUGCAACUCACCUGGAUACUGUCCCAGAGCUUGUAGACAGAGUGUACAACCGACCAACUGUUGCCACAUUGCAGAAAGAGACACUGAAAGGAGCUACUGAUCCUGUCCACUUAAAGAAAUUAGCCCAGCAAAGGAAGAAUCAGUAUGACCUCUUGAAGCAGCGCAUUGAAAGAGAAAAGGCAAUGUUUGUUGUUGCACAGAAAAUCCAGACACGGAAAGACCUUUUGGACAAAACUCAUAAAGUAAAGGUGAAGAAAGAGACAACAACUAGUCCAGCUAUAUACAAAUUCAAAUUUCAGAGGAAACGUUAGCCAUUUGCCUUGGUAGUUGGAAGGGGGUUUCAACCCAGAACAAUGAAGAUGCAUCCUUGAGCCUCCUGGAGCUGUUGAGGCAAGUUAAGAGCCUGGGCGGAUACAUUCCUUCUCUUAUCUCGUACCAUGUCUGCCAAUAACAGCACAUGCCCAUGCAAGAUGGUGGGAAAAGAGAAAUGAAAUGCUCUUCUCAAGCUCCUUCCCCUUUGGGAGUUUUCCUGCUUCUCUUGGAUGAAAUGGGACUCUUUUUUUCCGUGCUGACAAGCGGCUUCAGACGUCGAUUCAGCCAUUGCAAAGAUUCCCAAGUUGGCAACAAUUGUGGGGUGAAUUUUUUUGUUCUGGGAAGGACUAAAAGAGUCAUUAUGCUUUGUUGUGAGGCUUUAUGCUUUGUUGUGAGGCAUUAUACUUUGUUGUGAGGCAUUAUGCUGUGUUAUUACCUGCACUUGAGCUGCUGUCCCGUGUGAUAUCACCAUUACCGGGUGCUCUGAACCAUCUGGCACCAACCAAACGCACUACAGGGACAAAAUUCCUCAUUUUCCUUCCUCAACGGGCAUGGAAGCUGCACUGCUUUUCCUCCCUGAGACUCACAUCCCCAUGACCUUCCUUCUCCCCCCUCUCCUUCCCUGGUUCUCCAUCAGGCCGCGGGCUGGGCCCGGCCGGCAGGUGGCAGCGGCGGCGCGCUGAGGGCUGAGAUCACCUCAGGGCCUGAGCCUCCAGCACUACCCUGUUCUCAUUUCAAAGCUUUAGGGGUCAAUAUUCAGAGCCAUGCCAAAAGAAGGCAUCCUAAAAGCAAGACUCUGAGGAAACUGCCUGAGUUGUGUUGUGAGAGCUUUGAAUUGUUUGGAAGACGUCGGUCAAAGCUCCCCUGUGACACUGGCUGGGUGUUCCUGAAGUGAAAUCUCUUUUACAUUGGGAUUGACAUGGAUAAAUAUUUGAUCCUUGUCCCUGGUUAAUUUUAAUCUGCAUUGAGAGGCUUAUUGGAAAGGAUGGGAAAGAAAACCCUGAAGGAGGGACUGGCAGGAGCUGGGAAGUAGCACCCUGAAUGAAGAAGAGCAUCUGCUGAGCCUGGUACUGGGAACACCUGGUGUGCCUCUGGUCUCAUCCAUACAUCGAGUAUUACAAUGGGCACAAAUGACCUAAUUCCUGGAAGAGAACCGACUCUUCCCAGUGAAAGAGCAAGAUGUGGGAUGCAGUAGGUAGCUGCAGGGCUUGGAGUGGUCAGUGCUCUCGCCAUAGAAGAUUAUCGAUUGAGUGCUGUGUAGUUCUCACCUGUCUGCGGGUGUGUGGGAGCUGGAAGCUUUCAGUGAAGACCUGACAGCUUAACAUUCACUGUACAGAAUAUGAGGAGCAAAAGUAGUGCCUGGUCUGAGUUCCUU
Colius striatus (speckled mousebird) is the source of this 2387-nucleotide messenger RNA. It is a transcript of the gene UTP11, whose product is annotated as UTP11 small subunit processome component. The transcript is spliced from 9 exons. Gene Ontology annotation, cellular component: small-subunit processome; nucleolus. Lineage: Eukaryota; Metazoa; Chordata; Aves; Coliiformes; Coliidae. The coding region runs from base 250 to 1011 and encodes 253 amino acids. The record is from RefSeq and is a predicted model, not a curated record. Gene Ontology annotation, biological process: rRNA processing.